Molecule: messenger RNA, 528 nt
Organism: Ricinus communis (castor bean)
Lineage: Eukaryota; Viridiplantae; Streptophyta; Magnoliopsida; Malpighiales; Euphorbiaceae
Product: aquaporin PIP-type
Exons: 1
Coding region: 1-528 (175 amino acids)
Biological process (GO): transmembrane transport
Cellular component (GO): membrane
Molecular function (GO): channel activity
Source: RefSeq, a predicted model, not a curated record
AUGUGGAGAGCAGUAGCAACUGAGCUAGUAGCAACAGCUUGUCUAUUAUUCAUGCUUACAACUACAAUUAUAGCAUGCUUGGAAUCAAAGGAGACUGAACCUAAACUUCUAAUUCCAAUUGUUGUCUUUGUUAUUGUUUUCCUUGUGCUUGUGGUCACAGUUCCUUUAUCUGGUGGCCAUAUGAGCCCAGUGUUCACAUUCAUUGCUGCCUUAAGGGGCCUCAUAUCUCUCGUUCGUGCUCUCUUCUACGUGCUGGCACAAUGUGUAGGCUCAAUAAUGGCAUAUCUCGUAAUCAAGAGUGUAAUGGAUGAAACUGUAGCUGAUAAGUAUGCAUUAGGUGGCUGUAUGGUUAAUGGAAAUGGGGCAGGAGUAAGCACAGGAACAGCAUUGGUCAUAGAGUUUGCUUGCACAUUUCUUGUGCUAUAUGUUGCUAUAACUGUCGCAUUUGACAAGAAAAUGUGUCAAGAAUUAGGCUUGGCAAUAUUAAUAAGACAAUUUGGAUUAAAAGCAACUAUAUAUUAUCUGUAA